AUGGGGAAGGUCGCCGGAGCCAAGCGGAGGAGAAGACUGGAGAAAGGGGGAGGAGGAGAUCGCCUCCAGGUCCUGGACCGGAUCAGCAGCCUCCCCGACGGCGUCCUCGGCAACAUCAAUUCCCGCCUCCCCACCAAGGACGGCGCUCCUCUCCUCUCAACCUCGAGCUCCCCUGUUGGCCGGCGCCCGACAAGCGACGCCUCUCCCACGGGUUUUCCACAUUGGACAUCCAUGGAAAUGGUCAUCACGGUGAUCUCAGCACCAAAGUUGCAUUCUUUGGGGCUAUUUUCUAGGGACAGCCCCCGGCUCGAAUUUGGCUCCACAGUUUUCCAGGGAUCAAGCCUUGUUAGAUCAAUGACUCUGGUGCCUAGUGUGAAGAUUUUAGCUUUACUGAAUCUGCAUCUUAGUCUGGAUAUGGUUGUCGACGUCAUGAGAUGCUUUCCUUGCUUGGAGAACUUGUACAUCAAGACUACAAUGGCGGGGGAGAAAAAUGUGUGGUGCCAUAAAUACCGGAAUCUUGUCAGUACCCUUGACAUUCCACUGAAGAAAAUUGUGUUGUUGAACUACAGAGGCAACAAAUCGCAUGUUAACUUUGCCAAGUUCUUUGUACUUAAUGCAAGGUUGCUAGAUUCGAUGGUUUUUGAGAUCAAAAAUAAAGCUUCUAGGACUGCACAGUUUGAUUUUGUGUAUCAUGCCACUGGGCUUAUGCCGCCUGACCAGGGUUAUACUCUAGCACAUGAUAUGUCAACAUCUGACCCCUUUGUAAGUGAAGUGCUUGAUGAGUGGGCUGAUCCAUAUAAAAAAUAG
Molecule: messenger RNA, 807 nt
Organism: Miscanthus lutarioriparius
Lineage: Eukaryota; Viridiplantae; Streptophyta; Magnoliopsida; Poales; Poaceae
Source: the annotation of a GenBank genome assembly